Linum trigynum is the source of this 2458-nucleotide messenger RNA. The record is from the annotation of a GenBank genome assembly. Lineage: Eukaryota; Viridiplantae; Streptophyta; Magnoliopsida; Malpighiales; Linaceae.
GCACAAAUGCAAUCUAGUCACUUCUUCCUCAGGUCAGAAACCUCUCAAAAAUAUGUUUACAAGCCAUCUCCAAUCCAAAUGCCGAACAUUUUGUGGAAGAGAAGAUAGGCCACGCACAUUGCGAUCUUGUAUUAUUCUCUUACAAGCUACUACUUCUUCUCAAAUCACCCAAACCCUGAACUCAUUCACCAUGUAUCCAACAUAGCUCUUCUCUGUUUUCCUCCUCUUAGCCAUAGCUUCAACUGCCUGAGUCUCCACCACUCGGAUAACAAUGAACUUGGAUCCCUCGCGAUUCAAUCUUCAACCCCACCCCACAACUCGCCUCAUCGUCCUUGGUUACGACGUCUACCUGAGAACAAACUUAAUUCAAUCAAGCCAUUCAAUCUACUACAUGAGGGAUAUCCCUGAUGAGUUCCCCGUUUUUGGGAUCCAUUUCGCCAGCGGGGCAGAGCUGUCGAUCGAUGCAUUUGGGAGUUUCAUGCAACUGGCGGAUCAGGAGGACAGCUUCUGCUUGGCUUUCGAGGUAGCUGAUUCCACCCAGUCGAGCAACAUUGGGAUCCUGGCUCAGCAAAACUACAACGUUGGGUAUGAUCGAUCUCGUGGACAAGAGGGUCUACUUCGAGAGGAGAGCCUGCCAGGAUCUCAAUUAGAAAAAAAAAAAAUUUCAUCACCUUCCACCAUCGACACCUCUGCAACAAAGUUGUUAGAAGCAAAUAUUGAAAAACCGUAUCAUACGUACUGGGAGUUCGACUAGAAAAACCUAUACCACCGGAUGCUAUACCGAUAGGCGGUAUAAAUCAAAUUUAACCAAAGUUAAAGCACGAUAUUAGUAUAAAAUAUCUUAUCGUUGUCCUUUUCUGUUACAACAUUCAGUACGAUUUUACAAUUUUUUGUUAGAAGUAUAUGUGAGUCAUGAAAAGUUCAUAAACUUAUCCAGUAUAUCAAAAAUAUAAACCGCUUUACUAUUGUUUCUCGGGAACAAUUCCCUCCAUGUUUUCAAUCUCUGAGUUUCUGGCUCUUCUAAUUUUGUACUCUUUUCUUAGUGUUAUGGUAGUUCGUCCAUUCCUUAUUGGUUUUGCUUGUGUUUUACGUCAACCGCAAAUGAACAUCUUUUACCCCACGCAUUGGCAUUAUGGAGUGAAAUGAAAGCUCUCAUUUGUUUGCCUCUUGUGGCUAUCAUGACAUAAGUGCAUAACGCAUGCACUAUUACACUCUCCCUUGUUCUACUUAUUUUUUCCCCUUCCUCCAAGAGCGAAUCGGGUGUAUAGCUUUUAACUGUAUAAACAUGUUUAUCAGAGAAAGAUACGACUUUUUACCACUAUGAUAAAAUUAUAUUAUAUUAUUACAUUAUGAUAAGAGUUGUAUGAUCCCUUGUAAAUGAUUAUGGAUAAUUAUAUAAAAAUAGAUUAUGUAUCUAAUCUUUUGCCCCUUUCUUCUUCUCUAAGUGAUCUCGUCCCGUUUUGCUUUGUUUCUGGCUACCACCCACCAAUCAAUCAACUAUUGAGAGAUCAACAACAUAGUAACAUAUGGUAUCAUUUGCAGACUCCAAUACUCAAGAACUCGUGCAACUGACUUAAGCUAAGCCGAAAUGUCAGCAGAUGAAAAAUCUAUUUAAUGACUCUUUUGUUUGUGUGUACUAGAUAGGUUUAUACUGUUGAGAGAUCAACAAGACAUCACCAAUAUGUAACUUAGAUAACACUUUGAAAAUCUAUUUUGCCCCUUAUUAAAAUAGCAAAUAUUCAACUCAAAAUGUUUACACGACUCUUCUUUGUAAACUCAUAUGCUUCUCUCAUUUUCCACCCAAUAGUCCCAUGAAAAAGACAGCUUUGUCCCCCAUAAUAUAUAUACCAAUCAAUUCAUAUUAGUCUAAGGAAGACCAUGCCACCCUUUGGAACCCCUUGGUUUGAUUGGUAUGGCCAAUGGGCAAAUUGGGAAAUUCCACACAUACAAACAAGAUCCAUGGAUCAUUAUAAUUAUUAUAGUUUUAGGGCUAAUCAUUAGUCUUAAUGAGAUUAGGUACUUCUUCUUCAUUGUUCUUUCAAAGUCAUGUUGUGUGGUAGGGUCCUAAACCAACUCAAAUAAUUAAUUAACAAGAUGGUUCACACCCAUAACCCCAUAACAAAUCACAAUCAAAUCCAAAUAUGAACAAAAAUGGGUUUACAUUUAAAAUCAUGAAUGACUUCUUGAAGUUGGACCAUAUAAUCAUUUUUUUCUAGAAACUAUUACAAGAAAGUUGGACCAUAAGGGAAGAGUAUAUUAAUACCUUCUUAUUUGAUAGCAAAAGGUUCUUGUUUGGCAUUAUACGAUUAGUAUAAAUUAAAGUGUGCAUAUAACCCACCAACGUGGUGGUUCCAUGAUGUUUAUGUGGUUAAUCUUAUUUUAUUUUAUGCAUGAAAAAUGAAAAUCCUAUUGUGUGGUUAUGACUUAUGAUCAUACUGAAUACAUAAAUUUUUAGGCU